Molecule: messenger RNA, 276 nt
Organism: Aspergillus puulaauensis
Lineage: Eukaryota; Fungi; Ascomycota; Eurotiomycetes; Eurotiales; Aspergillaceae
Exons: 2
Coding region: 1-276 (91 amino acids)
Source: RefSeq, a predicted model, not a curated record
AUGGAGAAUGGAUCGCAGUUGAGGGUUGCCAUGAUGGACAGGGGAAUGCAGAUAAUAAGUUACACAACACAAUUACCGUUGAUAUCACCGAAAUCCAGCAAUCCUGUGACUAUCGGCCUUGACGUGUCGGAAAUUAGAUUCGUGGCCAGAGAUGUUAUCAUAUUCCUUCGUCUGAUCGAGAUCUCUGUAUUCGAUGAGCUGCUCUCGACCCAGGACUCCGAUCUGGGCAUUGUGCCCCUUGAUAUGGGCCUUUAUAUUGGUCUAUGCAAGGGGUGA